Messenger RNA from Musca domestica (house fly), 1526 nucleotides. Its product is annotated as protein nutcracker. The record is from RefSeq and is a predicted model, not a curated record. NCBI's taxonomy places the organism in Eukaryota, Metazoa, Arthropoda, Insecta, Diptera, Muscidae. The transcript has 2 exons. The coding region runs from base 433 to 1353 and encodes 306 amino acids. Gene Ontology annotation, molecular function: protein binding.
CGCUCUUUGUUUCUUUACGGCGGUAUUUUCUUGCUGAAGCUUUGUAAUCUAGUAUGAGUGUGUGUCGUUUUUGCAAAAACUUUUUACUUGUUGAUUCGAGUUGUUUUGUCUUUUAUUUAAGUGUAGAAUUAAUGUUUUAAUUUAUUUUUAAGCGCGUGAGUGUGUGUUUUGGUUAUUGUUGAAAAUAUAAUUGAUUGGUAUAAAGAUAAAAUAUCGGUUUUAAUAUAAAACAAUCAACGAAUUAGUUUUAGUUUGCGGUUUGUUGCAACAAAAAAGUUGCAAGUGCUUUGGUUUGCGAGAAUUUUAAAACAACAACAACGACAACAAAAGAACUUCGGAUUGUGACUAGCACAAAUAAAAAUGAUUGUAUUGUGAAAUAGAGAAUUCUAAUAUUAUUAACAAAUCUCCAAAUUCCUGUACAAAUUUUCCGUAAUGUCCAAGAAUACCUCACCGGUUUUAAGCUCAGAAGAGCCGCCCACAGUGUCCGAUGACUCCACAAUAACAACAACAACAAUACGUGAAGAUUUUGUUCUUGCUGCUCCAGACAAAUUCAAAGAUGAUGAACCAGCUGAGGAAUCAAAUGUUUCUAACCAAGAUCUUCCCCAAAUUAUGAAUCUCAAUUGCUUGUUGCUGGCGGACACAACGUUGGAAUGUGCUCCUUUACAUCUACAACAUGUACUACGCCACUUUGAAAAUGCGUCCAGGAUAGCACCGGGAGAGUUACUAUUUGUACUGACAUAUAUUAUCGCAUUAGAAUCGGGAUUUGUUGCGCAAAAACACUACGAAGAAAUGGGGAGCAGAUUACAUUGGAUUUCGUCAACCACAUCGUAUCAUUCCAAAAAUGUUUUACGCCUUAGUCGAUUGGCACCGAAUUACGAAAGUAAUGAAGAGCAAACACGAUUUUAUUUGAAAUUAAGCUCCAUUACAGAUAUGAAUGUAACAUCAACUGACCAAAUAUCUGCGUUGCUGGCAGCAUUUGUAACUGGCGAUUUCUUAAUUGUAACUCUGUCACCAGCCACGUCUACGACAGCCAAGGGCUACAGCGUAGCACUUUCCAUAGGCAGAUUUGUACUGUCCAUGUCAAUUAAAAACAAACCGAUUUAUCAACGCCUAAAAAAAUUGGAUGAAUUAACAAAUUUACUGCGUGAACAACUGUUUGUACCUAUGCGCAAUCAACAUCUUUACUGGUUGAGUGCUCCCAUAUAUCCAUCUCUUGAUGCCAUGCCGCCGGAACUUUAUGAUAACAUAUUACAAUAUCUUAGCUUUAAUCAAUUAAAAAUUCUGGUUAAUGUCAAUAAAUCUCUUUAUAAUUCAACAAUAAAUAGCAAACAUAUGAUUAAGAUGAGGGCAUAGCUAGAAAUCUCAUAUAAAACCAAUAUUGAUUACAAAUUUGUUAUUUCAGUUUCUAAUGUGGUAAAGGGAAGUUAUGUGACACACCGUGUAUUCUACAAAAUUAUUUGCACACAGGUUCCUUAAAAUUUAAGAUCGUUUUCGGUAGUGUAAAAACUUAUUUGUAUGUAAAACUU